Molecule: messenger RNA, 3696 nt
Organism: Anneissia japonica
Lineage: Eukaryota; Metazoa; Echinodermata; Crinoidea; Comatulida; Comatulidae
Exons: 6
Coding region: 239-1783 (514 amino acids)
Source: RefSeq, a predicted model, not a curated record
AGUAGAUCCUGAGAACGUACAGCUGCUGUUAAUCUUGUGUCAAAGGCCAAAUGAACGAAGAUCUGGUCGCUAACUACUAGCGUUUUCCCCGCCAAAAGUGUUUUUAUUAAUGUAAAUAGGCAUAGGGCCUAGACCUAGACCUAGGAAAACCAUCGAUAAAUUACAGCUGUUUACCAGGUUUACAGACAGUUGUUGAACAGGUUUAUGCAGAAGGUACAGUACAAGGAAGGAUUCAAGAAUGGAACUGAAUGACCUUGAUAAUCGGAUCAGUUUUAUAGAUGAUGGUACCGGUAAUUCACAUAAAGAUGACAACCUGGUUUGUUCAGAAUUGCCUCUGGCAGAAAGGGUAGCAUUAAAAAUUCAGGGUAUAUCUGACCAGCCUAACAAUGAAGCCUUAAUGAAGAAAGAACCGAGUCGGUGCAAACGAAAAAAAUCUGCGCAAGAGGAUGCUUUAGAUGCUUUUAAUUACUGGCUCUCUGAAAACUCUGCAAAGGAAAAUAAUGUUAUUGUUAGUUCAACAGAAAAUACAGAAAAUGAAUUAAAAUCUGGGUCAGAUCACACAAAAAUAGAAGAUAAAAUAAAUGAUGAAUGUAAUGCUAUAAAACCAAGUGAUCAUCAGGGUCAUGGGAGACACAAGACCCACAGACACAAGGAAAGACAUAACAGAGAUAAACAUGCAUGCCUGUCUGAAUCUCCAACAUUCCCUAAAAGUUUGUCUUCAUAUUCAAAUUCUAGGAAGUCCAAAAGGAAAGCAACUAGUUCUGGUCAUAAAAGACGUUAUAUUGACAUCGAUGAUGAUAUUGCGUAUAAACCCCAACAUGACAAAGAUAACCUGUCAGAGAAAAGUGGUUCUAAAUUUCACUCACCACAAAAGUUAAUACCUGAGAAGAUUAAUAUCACUCAAAAACAAGAUGAUGAUGAUGAUGUUAUAGAAAUAUGUAGCAAUACUUCUAACGACGUUAGCCCUAGACGGAGGAGGACUCGGGUCAAACGGGGUAAGAAAUCCAGACCAUCACCUACCCCCUUGCCUUGCACACCUGGGGGCACGUUUGGCCGGCCAGCCUCACCUGCAACAAUGCUACUGCUGAAGCAACUUGAAGAUGAUGAGAUGAUGGCUCGUCGGUUGCAGCAACAAUUUGAUGCUGAAGAAGUAGUAAAUCAUCAUCAGCAGCAGGGGCCACCUCUGUUGCCUUCAUUUGAACCAGUAGCAGGAGUUUCCCAUAGACCAAGAGACCACAGUAGAUAUACCGGUAACCGACGAUAUCCACUGAUACAACACCAUGCCCACAGCGAUGCUGCAUGGAACCUUGCUCAAUCUCCAUUGAACUAUAACGUUAGCCCACCUACGUUCGAUCAAUUCAACAGGCUACAGCCAGUACAUCAUCAAUUGUUACAAAGUUAUAUUACCAUGAUAAAUACACCUACAAGACCAAGAGGAAGGGUUAGAAGACGGGGUACACGCUCAAGAAGGUACUCUGAUGAAUUUGAGGGAGAGGAAAAUGGCAAUAAUUAUGAGACUCUGAUGGCCCUAGCUGAGAGGCUAGGCCCUGCAAUUGAGAAGGGAUUGAGUGCCAUAGAGAUAAGCCAGUUGCCAACCUUUCUGUACACCCCUGACAGUAAAUUACAGAACAGAUCCUGCAGUAUAUGUAUGGCAGAUUAUGAGACUGGCGAUAACCUCCGAAAGCUACCUUGUUUCCAUGACUACCAUGACACUUGUAUCGACCAAUGGCUUGUGAAAAAUCCAGCAUGUCCAAUAUGCAGAGUUGAGGUACAGAUUCAGUGAUGUUUUGAGUAACUGUGUGGUUCCUGAUAGUAUCAAGGAGUUAAGCAUCAUCAAGUUGGACAUUAACAUGGAAUGCCUAUAAUGUUUUUAGUAAAACGUUGCGUUCCCAUCGGGAACAUAAUUUAUUAUGAUCACUGUUUAUCACCAGUGAGGUUCAACUCUAUACCACAGUUACUACUGUCAUGGUUGGCUCUGUUGAAAUGGUGGAAGAAAACUGUACAACAAUAACACAAGCAAUGUUACUGGGUUUCCCAAGCCUAGUCCAGACUAUCAAAUUUUGUUUGACAGAAACAUGUGACCUGCCAAAUAUGGUCGUGAUGACAUCACAUCAUGACGCUAUAUAGACAUUUCCUUGACAGUAUAUGUGGCAAAGACCAGCCAAAUCAGUCACUCAUCACAAAUUGUUUUUCGAAGAUAAUGGCCAAAACAUGUUGGAAUGUCAACAUUUUCAAAAUCUAUUUUAUUGUACUAAACUAACCAUAUAUAUAUAUAUAUCUAUACAUCAUGUCGGCGGCGGAUCUAGGGAUGCAAAAUAGACAGGGAUCGGGGAAGUAAUUUCACAGAUGGAGGAUCUAUACCACCUCAGGCCCACCAUGGUUGAAGCUGAGCUAAGAAAAUUUAUAAUUAUGGCACCUCUAGAUGGCAAGAAAUUGCACUCUCAAUUUCAAUAUAAUUUUUUUAUAUGCCAUUUUUUUAAAUUUUGAACAUUAGAGGGAGGGAGGGGGUGUGGUUUGUUUUCAAUCCAGCACUGCAUGCUAAUGUUUUUAUUUUCCCCAUUUUUGAUCUUAAAACACUGGUUAUUUUUUACAAUUUGGUGAGGGUCCCUGCCUAAGAAAUGUCUGAAAUCGUAAAAUUUGAAGGCUGAUUUGUUAAAUACUGUUAUUUUACUGCUAAACCCUGUGGUAAUACUAAAAAUUCUGGAAAACACUGUUUAUUUCCAAAUGGAAAUGUGUGGAAACAUAGAAAAAAUGAGCAAAGGAUUACAUCUGAAAUCAGAAUGCAUAACUGAAAAACACUAUUACAAUUCUUGUUUCAAAAAUUUCAUAAAGGUAUCUAAUGCCCUAUUCAGUAUUGCCUUCAUUUUUUUAUUUUGGGUUGCAAUACAGGUAGUUACAAUUGCUGCAACUAUCGCAACCCAAAAUAACAAAUUUGCAUUUCAGUGAUAAAGAUUUAAUUAAUCUUAAUUAUUCUAUGGCCAAAGAAAAAUGUGUAGCCCAGGCAUAGUGAAAUUUUGAAACUGGGGUCAUUUAAAACUUUUGGAAAAUAUAAUUGAAGUGAAUAAACUAUUAUGUGUACAGUUGAAUAUAAUUUGUAUUACAUAUUUUGGCAUAAAUAAUGUUAAAGAUACAUUUAAUCGUAUGACUUCCCAGAAUUUAAUUACAAUAGACUGCAUACUUGGUACUUUAUGAGACUUAAUAUAGGUUAUUGUGAAUAAAAACCAUGGCUUCUUUACAAACCAAUUCAAUUUCAUCCCUUACCCCCAUUGACAAAUUUUAUUUUCUGCCCAUUUAGAUGUCUGCUUCAAAGCCCAUUAGUGUUUCAUUAUUUGUAACUUUCAGAUUCUACCUCAAGUUCGACUCAUAUAGAAAUAUAGGCAACACAGAAACCAAAGAAGAAUCCAAUCAAGUUGUUUAAAGUUCAAAACUAACCAUAAACCAGGGAAGUAGUAAUUCGAUUUCGUUACUUCACGCGUAUUCUAACUACAGGCUUGUUUAGAUUAAAUUUGGAUUCUGAAACUGUUAUAGUGUGUAGUCCGCCCUCUAUCAUAGUUUUGUUGAGUUUCUAAUCGAACUUUUUUUUGUCUUGGAAAUGUGUAAAUAAUACCAGUUGUUAUCGUGUUUGUAGUCUAACGCAAUGCUAUUUUCUAGCAAUUACACAGUCAUUUGUUAAAUAAAUAUUUGGUGCCUUGUAAA